UGUUUCCAAUAUAUUAUUCAAAGCAUGUUUGAUGAAAAUUAUGUAUAGGAAGCAAUAAACAUUCUUAAAAGAAAUGAGAAUUUUCCAUUUUCUUUUUCUAAUGAAUCCCCUAAUAAUUCGAGAUUGAUCAAAAUUGGGCUUGGGCCACCAAGAAAAUCCUUAAAUUCCUGCUUUCGAUUCAAAUGAAUAUGUAAAGAUGAACAAUUUGGAUGGACAGAACAGAAGCAUGGCUUAAAUUUGGUUAUGGUUUAAAAUAGAGUAGAGGGCGCCUUUGGAAUUUAAAGUGGUGGAAGGCGCACACACUCGCACUGUGGGUGCCAAUGCCAUUGAGUCUAGCAUUUGUAUAUGAACCUCACCUUUAACAGAGUUUGAGAGAACCAGAGAGAAAAAGAAUGUGAAGGGAUGGCAGAGAAGACAACGUGUCAGUAUGUGGAGAGGUGCAAGGGCGUUAAUGGCCUUGACAAGGUUAUUCUCAGAGAGGUUCGUGGCUUCUCUGCUGAGGUGUACCUGUAUGGAGGCCAAGUGACAUCUUGGAAGAAUGAACAUGGUGAAGAAUUGCUUUUUGUCAGUAACAAGGCUACUUUUAAGCACCUGAAAGUAAUUAAUGGAGGUGUCCAAAUUUGUUUUCCUCAAUUUGGAAGUCACAGUUCUCUUGAGCAAUGUGGAUUUGCAAGGAACAGGGAAUGGUGCAUUGAUCCUGAUCCCCCACCUUUUGGGACAAGUAGUUCCAACAAGGCCUUCAUUGAUUUGAUACUUAAACAUUCUGAAGAAGGCGUUAAAAACUGGCCUCACAGAUAUGAGUUUCGUCUAAGGGUAACUCUGGGACCUGGAGGAGAUCUGAUGUUGACAUCUCGAAUUCGAAAUACAAACACUGAUGGAAAGCCAUUUACAUUCACAUUUUCCUAUCAGACCUAUUUUGCCAUUUCUGAUAUCAGUGAAGUGCGUGUGGAAGGACUCGAGACUUUGGAUUAUCUAGAUAAUCUGAAGAACAGAGAGCGAUUCACUGAACAAGGGGAUGCAAUAACGUUUGAAUCAGAAGUGGAUAAAAUAUAUGUUAGUACGCCCACAAAAAUUGCUAUCUUGGACCAUGAAAAGAAGAGAACAUUUGUAUUGCGAAAGGAUGGACUUCCUGAUGCUGUGGUUUGGAAUCCCUGGGAUAAGAAAGCAAAGGCAAUGCCUGAUUUCGGGGAUGACGAAUACGAGCAUAUGUUGUGUGUAGAUGCUACUUGUGUGGAGAUGCCCAUAACCCUGAAACCUGGUGAAGAGUGGAAAGGAAGACAGGAGCUGUCUGCUGUACCUUCCAGUUAUUGCAGUAGUCGACGUUAACCAUUGAAGAACACUCCAAUGCAGAUAAAAAUGUGCUUCACUUGUUAAGGCAUAUUUCUGAAGCUCAACCAUGGAAUUGACAUAUAUCAUUCCUGCUAAAAUUGCUGGCUAAAGAACCAUUCAUGAGGACGUAAUGAUAUUGCAUGUGUACACGUAUGAAAUCCUGAAAUGGAGAAUGCAUGGAGUGCAAAGCUUUAAAUUUGUUUCAUUUUCAUUUAGGGCAUUAGGUAGUAAUCAAUUUUAAAGGAUAUAAGAGAAACUGGGAAGCCUGCAUAGCAUGUAUUCUUGAGUGUAACCCACAUAAGUAGGACAUGGCUAUCUGGCUUUGAUUUUUGUUGUCCUGAAUCUAAAAACCAUUGCAAUUUUUUGGUUGACAUUUCUUUUCCUAUUUAUGGGUAAGUAAUAUGACACAGUGGACUUC
Hevea brasiliensis (rubber tree) is the source of this 1747-nucleotide messenger RNA. Its product is annotated as putative glucose-6-phosphate 1-epimerase. The record is from RefSeq and is a predicted model, not a curated record. NCBI's taxonomy places the organism in Eukaryota, Viridiplantae, Streptophyta, Magnoliopsida, Malpighiales, Euphorbiaceae. The transcript is spliced from 8 exons. Bases 403 to 1326 code for a protein of 307 amino acids. Gene Ontology annotation, biological process: carbohydrate metabolic process. Gene Ontology annotation, molecular function: isomerase activity; carbohydrate binding.